AUGGCAAAACAUUUGAAUUUUAGGGCGAUUCCCAGGAUUGGGAUCACGAACGCAGUUAGGUUUGCGUGGAAGGAGAAGGACAUGGAGCCUUUUGGAAGGGAAACCUUUGGGAGGACUUUGUUGAUGGGAGUGUUAAAGCUGGCGGUAAAGGACGUGAUGUGCCUCCAGGCGAACCCCUUGGAAGGGGCUUAUGAUGUGGUUUUUCACACGGAGGGGAAGCAUGACGAGGUCAUGAAAAAGGCGAGGGAGGUGGAGAAGGACAGGCCGAUGUGCCACUACGAUGUGACAAAGUUGGCCAAGAACAACUUCAGGGUAAUAACAGUAAACAUGUAUAACCCGCAUGUUAAGGAUGAGGAGGUGAGGGCUUUUAUGGGGAGGUAUAUGGACAAUGUCUCCUCGGCAAGGCUCCUCAAAGACUCGCUAGGGUUCUGGAACAGGAGGAGAAGCUUCCAGGCUCUGUUGAGGGAAGACCCAAAGGGCCUGGGAGGUUACCUUCAUCCUCCAGCUCUGUUCUCCCUGGGGGCUGACAGGGGUCAUUGUUUUAUGCCCGUCAGCCCCCUUUCUUAAGACGAUGCAUGGCCUAUGGCCAUAAUUUUGCCUCAUGUGGGGCGAAGAAACGCAGGGUGUGUGGGUCUGAAGCACACGAGGCGAGGGACUGUGACGAGUCAAAGAAGUGCCACCAGUGUGGAUCGUCUGCAGCUGGUGGGGGAGCAGGGGCAGGAGCGGGGGAUGGAGGAGGCGGCGUCUCCAAAGAACAGAGGGAAGAGGAGGGGGAGAUCCUUGGACAGGAAGAGGGAAAUGGGUGGUGGGGGAGAGGGGGGGGGGGCAAGCGUGUCAUGGGGGAGAAGGGCGCUGUGGGGGAAGAAUCUCCUGUGUCCUUGCUGGCCCCCCUGACGCACGGGGGCGGGGGGAGGGCUCAGAAUCCACUGCACUGUUCCCAACCUGUUUUGAGAUUUGGGUUUUGGAGGUGGAUGGUGGUGAGCCCAGGUUGCAGGGAACCCAGGAGCCAAACACCAUUCCUGCAUCUUGGGUUGGAGAGAUGGAGGGGAGUGGGGGGGCAUCUGGGGUGGAGUCGGAGUCCCUACAGGAGGAGAUGGAGCAGGGGAGCAUCAGGUGAGCCUCCUGUUUUGUUUUGUUUUGUUUUUUGGGGUUUAGUAGGUUGUAAUUUGUGAAAUGUAUUAUGGCAGGGAUUAUUUUUGUUACUUUAAAUGUGAGGGGAAUAAGGGAGGAUGUUAAAAGAAGGGUGGUUUUGGGGUAUUUAGAGGGGGUGGGUUUUGAUGUUUGUUUUAUACAGGAGGUUCACCUAAGGGAUAGUGGGGAUGUAAUAAGGUUUAAGAGAGAGUUGGACAAGGGAGAGUUGGUUUGGGGUAUAGGGGGGGUGCACUCAUCGGGGGUAAGGAUUUUGUUUGGGAAUAGGGAGGUGAAGGUGGAGGGCACUUUGGUAGGUAUGCAGGGGAGGGUUUUGGGGGGUGGAUGUCACAGUAAGGGAUGAUAGAUAUAGGGUAAUUGGGGUGUAUGGGCCACAGUUGGCGGCAGGCAGGAGGGAGAUGGUGGACUGCCUGGCGCCGCUGUGUGCCACAAAUAGACACUUGGUGAUAGGGGGGAUUUUAAUAUAG
Molecule: messenger RNA, 1616 nt
Organism: Coregonus sp. 'balchen'
Lineage: Eukaryota; Metazoa; Chordata; Actinopteri; Salmoniformes; Salmonidae
Source: the annotation of a GenBank genome assembly